CCGCUGCAGACGCGGCUCGGCAAGGACGUGCCUUUCCAACGUCGGAUGUCAACUAACAAAGUCCCCGGGCCACCUGGGUCCACAACUAUCUACUACCUGCUGGUCGGAGUCACCGUGGGCACUGGAGGCUAUUACACUUACAAGGCAGUUACAUCAGAGCAAGCCAAGCACACAGAACAUGUAACACAUUUUAAAGAAAAAACAAAAGCAGAGUUACAGCCACUUCAAGGUGAGAAAGAGAGUGUCGCAGACGCCGAGAAAGCCAGCCCCGAAGCUCUGGUCGGCCCUCCGGCUUUGAAAGCAGAGGUGGCGGCUGCUGCAGACCUCCCAGGGGCAGCAGCGGGGGUCACAGAAGAGGCCUCGGCCCCAGCCACUGGAGAGACCGCGGAGGUCACGGAUGCAACUCGGGAGGAAGCUGGGGGCCUCAGCAACCAGCCCGGUACCAGGGAGAGCCAGAGCCCUCAGGAACCCACCGGGCUAGGAGAUUCUGUCCGGGAACCUGAUCCCCCUGCUGGGCCGGAUGCACAGCAAGAAGCUGAUGGUUCUGGUUCAGAGGCCACCUCGCCUCAAGGCUGAUCCGCAGCUGGUACCGGUACCGGUUCAAUGAAAAUGCCAGGGGGUGUCUCACAGCGCUUUUGUAUUUUUAGUCAUCUUAGUUUUAAUUUUUUUUUGAUACCAGCAAUCGAACUCAUGACCUUGCGCUUGCAAGGCAGGCGCAGUGCCACUGAGCGAAAUCCCUGGCAGAUCUUAGUUCUUAAAAAAGACUUCCUAGCUGGGGAUUUAGCUCAGUGGUUCCGCUGCUUGCCUUGGAAGCACUAUAACUUGAGUUUAAUC
Messenger RNA from Fukomys damarensis (Damara mole-rat), 834 nucleotides. RefSeq names its product protein MGARP-like. Gene Ontology annotation, cellular component: mitochondrion; mitochondrial outer membrane. The record is from RefSeq and is a predicted model, not a curated record. The transcript has 4 exons. Gene Ontology annotation, biological process: anterograde axonal transport. NCBI's taxonomy places the organism in Eukaryota, Metazoa, Chordata, Mammalia, Rodentia, Bathyergidae. The coding region runs from base 46 to 576 and encodes 176 amino acids.